AUGGAGGUCUGGCUGCUUUGUCUCUGGAUUCCCCUCACUCAGGCGGUGGAAGAGACCUUGCUGAACACCCGGCUGGAGACGUCGGAUCUGAAGUGGACGACGUACCCCCAGACAGACGGCCAGUGGGAGGAGCUGAGCGGGCUGGACGAGGAGCGCCAGCACUCGGUGCGCACGUUCGAGGUGUGCGCGGUGGAGGGACCGGGCCGGGAGGCCUGGCUGCGCAGUGGCUUUGUGCCGCGCCGGGGGGCGGCCCACGUCUACGCCGAGCUGCGCUACACGGUGGUGGAGUGUUUCUCCCUCCCGCGCCCGGCCCGGGCCUGCAAGGAGACCUUCAACGUCUUCUUCUACGAGGCCGAGCGGGACCUGGCCACGGCCACCGACCCGCCCUGGCUGGAGAACCCCUGGGUCAAAGUGGACACGGUGGCGGCCGAGCACCUGACCCGCAAGCGCCCGGGGGCCGAGGCCACGGGGAAGGUGAACGUCAAGACCCUGCGGCUGGGGCCGCUCACCAAAGCCGGCUUCUACGUGGCCUUCCAGGACCAGGGCGCCUGCAUGGCCCUGCUGGGCGUCCGGCUCUACUUCCAGAAGUGCCCGGGGGCCGUGGCCCGCCUGGCCGCCUUCCCGGAGACGGUGCCCCGGGAGCUGGUGACACCCGUGGCCGGCGCCUGCGUGGCCGGGGCCGGGCCGGAGGGGCCAGGGCCCCUCAGCAUGUACUGUCGGGAGGACGGGCGCUGGGCCGAGCACGCGCCCGCCGGCUGCGUCUGCCUGGCCGGGCACGAGGCCGCCGAGGGGAACACGCAGUGCCGAGCCUGUGUCCCUGGCACCUUCAAGGCCACGCAGGGUGAGGGCUCCUGCCAGCCCUGCCCCCCCUACAGCUAUUCCUCGGCGCCCGGCUCCGCCAUCUGCUCCUGCCGCAAUGGGUACUUCCGCGCCAGCGCCGACCCCCUCGGCUCCCCCUGCACCACGACCCCGUCAGCCCCGCGCAGUAUCGUGCCCCAGAUCAACGGCUCGGUGGCGGUGCUGACCUGGAGCGAGCCCCUGGAGAGCGGGGGCCGGUGGGACGUGACCUACAACGUGCUCUGCUCCGAGUGCCCCGAUGGGCAGCCGUGCCGGCGCUGCGCUCGCCUGACCUACGCCCCCAGCGCGGCGGGGCUGGCGGAGCAGGGGGUGACGGUCCAGGGCCUGCAGCCCUACGUCACCUACACCUUCGAGAUCCAGGCCGUCAACGGGGUGUCGGAGCUGAGCCCCAACCCGCCCCAGGCCGAGCUGGUCAACGUCACCACCAACAAGGACGUGCCCCCGCCCGUGGACAGGGUCCAGGGGUCUCUCUCCCCGACCGGGAUGGUUCUGAGCUGGCCGGUGCCCCACCCCCCCAGCGGGCACAUCCUGGACUACGAGGUGAAAUACUAUGAGAAGGGCGCGGCGGGCGGGGAGUCCCCCAUGUUCCUGAAGGCGUCAGAGGCCCGGCUGACGCUGGGGCAGCUGCGCCGUGGGGCGUCCUAUGGGGUGCAGGUCCGCGCCCGCUCCGAGGCCGGCUAUGGGGAAUUCGGGCCGGAGUUCCUCGUCCCCAUGCACGGCAGUGAGGCGGGGGGCCGGGCGGAGCAGCUGGGGCUGAUCGUGGGGGCGGCCGCCGUGGGGGCCCUGCUGGUGCUGGCGGUGGUGGCAGUAGCUGUUAUCUGUGUCAGGAAGCACGGGGCGGGGGGCCGCGACCCUGAAUACUCGGACAAACACGGCCAGUACCUCAUUGGGCAUGGCACCAAACUCUACAUCGACCCCUUCACCUACGAGGACCCCAACGAGGCCGUGCGGGAAUUCGCCAAAGAGAUCGACGUCUCCUACGUCAAAAUCGAGGAGGUGAUUGGCGCCGGAGUCCUCCAAGAUCAUCGCUAA
Emys orbicularis (European pond turtle) is the source of this 1890-nucleotide messenger RNA. RefSeq names its product EPH receptor B4 (gene EPHB4). Gene Ontology annotation, cellular component: dendrite; plasma membrane. Bases 1 to 1890 code for a protein of 629 amino acids. Gene Ontology annotation, biological process: axon guidance; protein phosphorylation; ephrin receptor signaling pathway. The transcript has 11 exons. NCBI's taxonomy places the organism in Eukaryota, Metazoa, Chordata, Testudines, Emydidae. Gene Ontology annotation, molecular function: protein binding; transmembrane-ephrin receptor activity. The record is from RefSeq and is a predicted model, not a curated record.